Marchantia polymorpha subsp. ruderalis is the source of this 1158-nucleotide messenger RNA. The record is from the annotation of a GenBank genome assembly. Lineage: Eukaryota; Viridiplantae; Streptophyta; Marchantiopsida; Marchantiales; Marchantiaceae.
CGACAGUGAGGUCCGCCGUCGCAAGGCUGCUGUGAUUGAUGACCAGCCCGAGAGGUUUGCACUUUUCGAGCUCGAAUUCCCGUCAUGCUUACGAAUGCCAAUUGAUUGCUGUGAUCUGCAACAUCAACGAGUAUUGGCUUGAUGUUCAGAGCACGGGCGAGUUCUGAUUCAGUGUCCAGCGCUGCGUUGGUUCCUUGAGGCCUUGAGGAUGAAGAAGCUCGCAAGUGUUCGAUUCAACCUUCGAGCUGGCCUCCUGUACACUCACUUGUGGUUGGAAUCAGGCCGCGACUCUGCGGUUUCUGCGAUAAGAUUCAUGUAUGUGUUGCAUCUUAUUUCUCAUUCUUUGCGAAUCUAUCUCAUAUAUCCUUCUACUGCUCCUCCACAUUUUGCAGAGAAUAGCAAACAACAGUUACCAGUAAGAAAAACGAUACGAGCUUGUCGUAUGGGCGAGAUUUUUUCACAGAUUCAAAAGAACCGAGACGAAGCGUUCAUCCUGUCAUUUGAUCCAUAGCACUAUGCACAGUGGAACAAGUAGCGACCAGCUCUCGUGAUAUAUGUCCCACGUCAGGUUGUCAUCUCAGCAAUUGGCAUGCACACAAGAUUAGCAACCACAUCGUUCAGUCAAAUUGAACGAACUCCUUACCUGUGUCCAGAUCUUGUGUCCUGUUGGACAAGCUAGACCCUUCAAGGUUAUUAUACACAAUGUAUCGCCAGCGGAUACAUUGACAUUCUAUGUACUUAAAUGACCAUGACAAGGGAGUCAGGAUGUAUUAUGUAUUGGUGUGUCGAGGUUCUUCUUCCUCGUGGACGUAGGCAGCAAACUCACGAGGAAGACUGUGGCCUCCGAAUACUUUUAUUGACAUGUAAAGAAUGCGGAACAUAUAAGUCCAUGGAAACAGCAUGCAUAUCCCUCAGUUUCUCAGUCCCUCUCUCCAACCCUUCUGAGCAUGAAAGUUUCAGAUCUUGUGACCAUGGACUUCCACCAUGUUGUUAAAACAACGUAGUGAAUAUACUUGUAUUUCUGAAUGGACUAAUGGAAUGCAAGUAUGAGGGAUACAAUGAUAAUUUAACUAUUUGGAAUUGUAAGGAGAUAUCGCCAUCAGUGUCAUUGGAUACUUUGAUUUAAAAAAAUGAUCUUUUCCUUGGGGGGUUUUAGGC